AUGUUUAGCUUUUUGAUCGGUGUCUGCCUGCUGGCAAGUUACGCCGAGUCCUCCCAGUUUAAAUCCUUGGACCGUUCGAUUGCCGAGUGUGCCAAGUAUGCACAACACCCGGAACGAAGCCUCGACGAUGUCACGCUUUAUCCCAAAACCGAGCGUUUCAGUGAUCUGAUCCACUGUUCCGGACUCGUUUUGAAGGUUUGCAACAACGAGAAAGGGGCGUUGCCGCACGUCGUGGGAAAUUACUUCCACCCGGAUCCGGAAGACAGCUGCUUCAAGGAUAGGUACAACAAUUGCAGACAGGUAGCUCGGGUCGGUUUGUGUCCUGGUGAUUUCGAAGGUCGAGCUUAUGCGGAUUUUACAUGUUUGUACGAAAAUUACGGUACUAUGCAGCGGGGACCACAGUUUGUUCCGGCAUCAGACUUACAGGAACAACAAUACGUUAGAGAGGUUUUCCGAAUUUUUCAAGUUCCGGAACAGGUACUGAAGGACUAUAGCGAAGGAAAAUUUGAACAGCUUGUGUUGACUGAAAGGUUGAUCCGAUCGUUCUUGAUAAAGACUAAACUUUACAGUGAUGUCAACGGAUUCGAUAUUCUGAAAAUUUCUAAUGAAGAUGAAAAUGGAAAGUAUAUCUCUGAGGAGUCGAAGAAUUGUCUCCAGGAGGAUAAAUCCAAAUUGAUCGAAAACAGAUCUAUAAAUUACUGA
Molecule: messenger RNA, 702 nt
Organism: Uranotaenia lowii
Lineage: Eukaryota; Metazoa; Arthropoda; Insecta; Diptera; Culicidae
Exons: 2
Coding region: 1-702 (233 amino acids)
Biological process (GO): sensory perception of smell
Molecular function (GO): odorant binding
Source: RefSeq, a predicted model, not a curated record